This is a messenger RNA of Uncinocarpus reesii 1704, 1674 nucleotides long. RefSeq lists its product as uncharacterized. The coding region runs from base 1 to 1674 and encodes 557 amino acids. Gene Ontology annotation, molecular function: protein binding. NCBI's taxonomy places the organism in Eukaryota, Fungi, Ascomycota, Eurotiomycetes, Onygenales, Onygenaceae. The transcript is spliced from 3 exons. The record is from RefSeq and is a predicted model, not a curated record.
AUGUGGCGCCCGACGAGGGCCAUUGCCGAUACAAUCACCAAGCUCAACGGCUCUUCAAGCUUGUGCCUGAAAAUGAGCCUUGCGGCCCUCCCUACUGAGCUCUUGGAGCUCAUAUUGGAUGACUUUAUCCCACCAGAUUGGAACUUGUAUGCAACGGAUGAUGACUUACGCUGGUUUAAAUUGAGGCUAGUCUGUAGUAGAUUUGAUGCCAUACUCUCACGUCAAGCAUUCCGGAAAUUGCACUCUUUUUCCCUCUGCUACACAGCUCGGCACAUAACCCCGGCCGCCAAGAAUUGGUUAUUGAAUCAAAAAUUAUUGCUGCUCGAGCGCAAACUAGGCUGUUACCAUGAAGUCGGGUCUCCUAACGGCGGGAGCAGGCCCGGUGCCAGUGAUGACCACGCUACAUCCACAAGCCUACUUACUAAUGUCCAUGGAGUGGAGCUCGGAAUAUGCUACCAAAUAGCAUACGCGUCUGACCUUGCGUUGUACCAGCGAUACUUUAAAGAAAGACUCUCCUUAGCGGCGUACCGUGGCGAUAUAGCCGCCGUAGCGUCGCUUAUUGCGCAGGGAACCGAUGUGAAAUGCCAAAAACAUGUGGUUCGGCCCUCCAAUUAUACCGCCGCCGCUUGCUUCCAUGGAUUCCCUAGCGUUGUAUGCGCCCUUCUGGAGCACAAAGCCACAGACCCAAUCCUGGAAUGUGCAGAGGAGUCCCCACUUUGUAUUGCUGCCGGCCAAGGGAACGAGGAUGUCGUUCGAAUGCUUUUAGAACGACCCAAUGUAACAAUCGGUCAUGAGGGCACAAUAAGUUGUCCGUUGUGGUAUGCCGCUUAUUUUGGGCACGCCGGGGUCUUGCGACUACUCCUAGACAAGUUUCCUGUCUGUCCAGAUAAGUACGGACUCGCCCCCAGGACCCUUCUAUGGUUCGCGGCAUGCCAGGGCCACACGUCUGUUGUACAAAUGCUCUUGGAGCGCGAUGAUGUCAAUCCCAACUGCCAUGAUUCCGAAGGCAAUACCGCUUUAUUGAUAGCUACCAGGAAUGGACAUCAUGAAAUAGUGCAGCUUCUACUCCAGCGGGACGACCUGAACCCAAAUAUAAAGUCUUCUAUGAACUAUACGCCGCUUUUUGAAGCUGCUUUCAAAGGCCACGAAGCUAUCGUCAGGUCAUUGCUACAGUGUCCAGCGGUAGAUCCAAAUUUGGGCGGGUGCUUUGACCAAUCCCCGAUCUCUGUGGCUGCUGAGUAUGGCCUCACAAAGAUAGUGGGCAUCUUCGUGGAGAGAAAGGAUAUCAAUGUCAAUUCACAAAACCGACACCGGCGCACCCCACUCUCAUUCGCCUGCGAGAAAGGUAAUGAUGAAAUGGUUCGUCUAUUGUUAACGCGUGAGGAUAUCGUGUUAGAUAUACCAGAUGCUUGGGGCUACGUCCCUCUAAUGUGGGCAUUUCGAGAGGCGUAUACAGAUAUUAUACUUAUGCUGCUUGAACGUCAACUGGCCGCACCGGUAUCGGUUAUACCGAAGAAAGUCGACUCGAAAUGGAAGCGACUAUUAACUCAGACCCUUUUCCGCCGUCCAGAAACUAAAAUUAGCGCACAAACGAAACCACAAAACGAAAGUCGAAUAGCAACGAGGUGGAAACACAGAGUGGGUGCAGAAAUGCUUCAGGGUUGGCUUUUCUAG